GAGCGUGAAUCUGACAGUAAUUACAGUUGGUCGGACCUUAUGGGAAGCGGUGUGGUAGAGCUUAUUGGCACUAUGGAAGAAGAAACGGUCAUGUUGGUCAUGAUCCCUGGAGAUCUAAAAGCAGGCGCCUGCUGUGACACAUAUACCCACUGCGAGAUUCAUCCAGCAAUGAUACUUGGAGUCUGCGCCUCAAUCAUCCCAUUUCCGGAUCAUAAUCAAAGUCCGAGAAAUACGUACCAAGGUGCUAUGGGUAAGCUAGCUAUGGGUGUUUAUACUACGAAUUUCCAUGUUCGAAUGGACACGCUUGCACAUGUCUUGUUUACCCGCAAAAACCUCUGGUUACCACUAGAUCAAUGGAAUAUGUGAGAUCGGUUCGUUCAACGUUAUCCCCUGACGCCAUUUGUAAAACCAUCGCUCAAGUGAUUUAUCGUUCUUACUGUGACCAAGAAGCCAACUUGGACGGUGGUAACAGGAGCUUAUCAAAAAGCCAACGAGAG
Messenger RNA from Cylicocyclus nassatus, 497 nucleotides. The record is from the annotation of a GenBank genome assembly. NCBI's taxonomy places the organism in Eukaryota, Metazoa, Nematoda, Chromadorea, Rhabditida, Strongylidae.